Messenger RNA from Phragmites australis (common reed), 1174 nucleotides. Its product is annotated as haloacid dehalogenase-like hydrolase domain-containing protein Sgpp. The record is from RefSeq and is a predicted model, not a curated record. The coding region runs from base 280 to 1023 and encodes 247 amino acids. Lineage: Eukaryota; Viridiplantae; Streptophyta; Magnoliopsida; Poales; Poaceae. The transcript is spliced from 2 exons.
UUUCUCUCUAGCUGUGGCAAUGAAAAUCGUGUUGAAAUGGUCCAUGCAAUUGGCAACAGUUUGAUGUGGAUGCAUACGCUGAAGUCAGAGAGUCAAAAACAAUAAUUUGAUUAUCUGGUGGGACUGGUGAGAUGAUGAGGCCUGCCGGUGCCACCAACCGCGCCAACUAAACCACGAAUCCUCACCAACCCUCUUCCUCUUAUAAAAAGUCCUUGGAGCAUCAGCGAACACAAGAUCAAGUUUAAGAAACUGAAGCUCGCCAUUCUUCGGCAAUCCGCCAUGGAAAGUUCGAUUGGCAGGGUCGCUCCUCUGGAAGCCGUCCUGUUCGACAUCGAUGGAACAAUGUGCGUCUCCGACCCCUUCCAUCACAGAGCAUUCUCCGAGCUGCUCCUCAAGGUUGGCUACAACGACGGCGUCCCGAUCACGCCGGAGUUCGGCAUGAAGCACAUGGCCGGCCGGAGCAACGGGCAGAUCGGCGACUUCCUCUUCCCAGACUGGGACAAAGACAAAAUCGACGGCUUCUUCAGGGAAAAGGAGGCGAUGUUUGCCAAGUACGCCACCGAGGGGCUCACGGAGAUCGCCGGACUGACCCGGCUCUGCCGGUGGGCCGAAGAGCGCGGGCUCAAGCGCGCGGCCGUGACCAAUGCGCCGAGGGCCAACGCCGCGCUCAUGAUCUCCAUCCUCGGCCUGUCGGACUUCUUCCAGCUCAUCGUCACCGGCGAGGACUGUGACCGCUCCAAGCCGUUCCCCGACCCCUACCUCAGCGCUCUCACCCUGCUCGGUGCCUCGCCUGACCACACCGUCAUCUUUGAGGACUCAACGAUCGGGGUGCAGGCCGGCGUUGCUGCCGGGAUGCCCGUGAUUGCGAUCGCCGAUGAGAGCCGAGAGGGCAAGCUCAUCGCCACCGGCGCAGCACUCGUCAUCAGGGACUACCGAGACGCCAAGCUCUGGGCGGCAUUGGACAAACUGGAUGCCAAAGCUGACGCUGCCGAGAUCAAUGGAGUAACACAGAACGGUGACUGAGGAAGAAAGAGUGCUAAAAAAGAAUUUGCUAUAUUUCACGCAUAAUUGUAGUACCACUCAUUCAUGUAUGUUAAUGUGAUACAAAUUUUCCAGUGGGCCAAGCCGGUACAAAUAAGCAAAAACAAAAUUGAUUGCCAUGGAAGCAAAAUUC